Amborella trichopoda is the source of this 2517-nucleotide messenger RNA. RefSeq names its product protein ENHANCED DISEASE RESISTANCE 2. Gene Ontology annotation, molecular function: lipid binding. Lineage: Eukaryota; Viridiplantae; Streptophyta; Magnoliopsida; Amborellales; Amborellaceae. The record is from RefSeq and is a predicted model, not a curated record.
UCCCCAACCUUUUUUCCCCUUAUUUUCACUUCUCUUUUUCUCCGUUUUAUUCUCCGACGGAAUCUACCUGUUUCUCUCUCUAUUGCUUUCUCCGUUUAAUUUUCCCGACGAGUUUCACGGCGUUGCUCUCUCUAUCUCUGUGUAUAAGUAUCACUCUCUCCUACGGUCGGAUGGCCGGAAUCUUGGCUAAUGAGAAUUCCGGUCGCCGGAAUUAGGUUUUUCCCGGUCAUCUGGGAUGACGAAGGUGGUUUAUGAGGGAUUCAUGGUCAGAUAUGGCCGGCGCAAGAUCGGACGGUCAUUCAUCCACAUGCGUUACUUUGUUCUCGAGCCCAGGCUCCUCGCUUAUUACAAGAAGAAGCCCCAAGACAACGUGGUUCCAAUUAAGACACUUUUAAUAGAUGGAAAUUGCCGGGUUGAGGAUAGGGGGUUGAAGACACACCAUGGGCAUAUGGUUUAUGUUCUAUCUGUCUACAAUAAGAAAGAGAAGUACCAUCGGAUAACGAUGGCUGCAUUUAACAUCCAGGAUGCUCUUAUUUGGAAAGAGAAGAUUGAGCUUGUUAUUGAUCAGCAUCAAGGGUCAUUGAUGGCCAACGGGAGCAAGCCAUAUGUUUCAUUCGAAUACAAAUCAGGCAUUGAUAAUGAACGGGCAGCUUCCUCUUCAGAUCGUGAAAGUCAGUUCAGUGCACAGGAGGAUGAAGAAGAGAGUCAUCCAACUUUGCUCAGGAGAACAACUAUAGGGAAUGGCCCUCCUGAGUCAGUUCUUGAUUGGACACAUGAGUCUGAGUCAGGGUUGUCUAAUCACAAUAACAGUGAUCAAGUUUUCUCAAGGAAGCAUUGGCGUCUAGUUCGGUGCCAGAAUGGGUUGCGAAUAUUUGAGGAGCUGCUUGAAGUUGAUUACCUUCCGAGAAGCUGUAGUAGAGCAAUGAAGGCUGUAGGAGUGGUGGAUGCAACAUGUGAAGCAAUAUUUGAGCUUGUGAUGGGCAUGGAUGAGACACGGUUUGAGUGGGACUGCAGCUUCCAAUAUGGAAGUUUAGUGGAGGAGGUAGAUGGGCAUACUGCCAUUCUUUAUCACAGGCUUCAACUGGACUGGUUUCGAAUGUUUGUGUGGCCGCGGGAUCUAUGCUAUGUACGUUAUUGGCGUCGUAAUGAUGAUGGAAGCUAUGUUGUGUUAUUUCGGUCAAGGGUGCAUGAAAGAUGUGGCCCGCAGCCAGGAUUUGUACGCGCUCAUAUUGAGAGUGGUGGUUUUAAUAUCUCUCCUUUGAAAUCUCGUACCGGAGAACCUCGAUCCCAAGUUCAACAUCUUAUGCAAAUUGAUCUAAAGGGAUGGGGUGUGGGUUACUUCCCAUCUUUUCAACAACAUUGCCUACUCCAAAUGUUAAAUAGUGUUGCUGGGUUGCGGGAAUGGUUUUCUCAAAGGGAUGGAAGUCAUGCAGGGCCACGCAUCCAUGUGAUGGCCAAUAUGGCUCAGGAUUCUGUAUCAUCCAAGAGAGGUCAAAAAGGUCGGCAGUCCUCUGUCCGAUCCAGUCUAUUACUGGAUCAAACUCCAACAACUGGUGGAAAUACAGCAUUGCUAGAUGAAGAAUCUGAGGAUGAUGAAGAAUUGCAGAUUCCCGAUCAAGAGGCCUACUCUGUAAGACCUGAAACUGAAGAAAAACGCACAGUCAUAGAGGAGGAAGCAACAAACCAAAUUGAUUUAUCAUGUUUUUCUGGGACACUGAAGCGAGAUGAUCGGGACAAUAGUCGCGACUGUUGGAGAAUCUCUGAGGGGAAUAACUUCCGUGUCCGAAGCAAACACUUUCCAUUUGACAAAAGCAAGAUUCCUGCUGGAAAGCCCCUGAUGGAGCUUGUGGCACUUGACUGGUUUAAGGAUAUUAAGCGAAUGGACCAUGUUGCAAGGCGUAAAGGCUGUGCAGUACAAGUUGCCUCGGAGAAGGGAUUGUUCUCAUUGGCUGUUAAUUUGCAAGUGCCAGGAUCAACACAUUACAGUAUGGUUUUCUAUUUUGUAACAAAGGAAUUAGUGCCUGGUUCACUCCUGCAGCGCUUUGUUGAUGGUGAUGAUGAAUUUCGUAACAGUAGACUGAAACUCAUCCCAUCUGUACCCAAGGGGUCAUGGAUUGUGCGGCAAAGCGUUGGUAGUACACCCUGUUUAUUAGGGAAAGCAGUUGACUGCAAUUAUAUUCGUGGACCGACGUACCUAGAAAUAGACGUUGAUAUAGGUUCAUCAACUGUUGCCAAUGGAGUGCUUGGGCUGGUAUGUGGUGUUAUAACUACGUUGGUGGUAGACAUGGCCUUCCUCAUUCAGGCAAACACUCUUGCGGAGCUGCCUGAGCGCCUCAUUGGGGCUGUACGUGUCUCUCAUGUCGAGCUAUCAUCGGCAAUUGUUCCUAAACUCGAUGUAGAACCUGAGGCUGAUGUCAGCCAAUAAUGGAGACGAUGCCCCUUCAACACCAAUUUUUCGAAAUAAGCUCUGCAAUUGUGUUUGCCCUCCUGUAAAAAGAUUGAUAAUUUAGCUAGCCA